CUUGCUUAAAAUUCAAGCAGAAUGACGUCAAGCCUGCCACAUAUAGCUAUCCAAUUCCUCCCACAUCAGAAAUCAUUCCCACAGUGCCUCAUUACAUUAGUCUGCUACACACCCUGCUAAUUUCAAACAUCAGUAGCUAAUCCGCUCCAUUUAGAAAAAUAUUGGGUUUAUGUUUUGUUUAAAUAUGUAAAUGCUGUCCCUUCUUGUGUUUUUCUUUCUUUUUUUCUUAUAAAUGUAUUAUUUGAUUUAUUUUUUAAAUUAAGCACAGUAAAAGCAAGCAGCCAGACCCUUCAUGUUCAGAGGGCUGGGUGAAUAAUUUAGGAUCUCUCUAUCGUCACAUAUUAAUUAGAUUAGGUGUACAAGGGCCCCCUGGAGAACAGUGGGAACCACUGCUAUGAUUGGCUAAUUUUUUUUUUUUUGGACCCAUGACGUGUACAUUUAAAGGCACAUAAGGCUAAUAUUAGGCUACAUAUUAGAGGAAGUUUAAAGAUGAAAAGUAAAUUCAUGAUUUGUUGAGAGGACAUAAGGUUAUAUCCUUUAAACAUUAUAUUAAACAUUGUAGCUUUUUGUACUUUAAUUAUGUUGCUUUAUCUGGUUUUGCAUUCAGGAGAUGUUACUUGUGAACCAAAGUUUUGACACUACAGUAUGACUUUCUAUUACAAUAUAUGACAGACGCACGAUGCAUUACGUAAAAAAUCUCAGAUGCAUUGGCAAAGCUAAUAAAUGUGAAUGAAUGAGGUAGAUUUGUGUAUUAAAGUGAGCCGUUGUCAGGGAGAUCCUGAUGAUGACAGUAGGUAUUAAAACCAGAGGGCAGAAAAAAGUCAGCAGAAUUUCCUCAUUGCUGGGUGAGUAAGAGAACACUCCAAAAGAUGGCUGUAUUUUAUCCUCUGAUUGGCUCCCUGUGCAUUGUCAGACAGGGGCAGCCAGUGCGGAGUGCUCUGAUUGGCUGAGGCACAGCUGCAGUGAGGUUGCAGCUUUUUUCACUGCAUCACUUUUUGCCGGCUAUAGAUGCAGCCAACCUGCAGCAGCUUGUAGGUGCCAAGAAAUACUAGCACUUAAAACAUGGAAUCGCUAGAAAUAGAUGCAUUGUAAGGAUUUCAGCUUCUUCCAGUUAAGUUGUCUUUUUUUUUCUUUCUUUUUUUCGUGUUUUAACUACUGUGCAGUGUGUCAUGGUUGUGGAGUGAUGUCACUUGAAGAGUAAAUUACUUUUUGCAUGAUUUUGCACUCAGCAAAGAACAUGUUUUUGGAAAGUGUCUUGGAGAAUUUGUUUUGGAAAGAUGCUGUAAGUCUGCAAUGAUUCUGAGAAGAUUAUGAGAGCGGGUUAAUUGGAACUGGUCAUUCGCUGCAUUUCAGAGUUUUGACUUGGUCACCGGGCUACUGUGGAAACACUGUUGGAUAUGCCAGAAAGCUUUGGAAAUUGUGUGGCAGUGUCCUCCUCUGCCCUCAUCCUCCUGGCCUCACACAUGACUGCCUGAGCAGUUUCUCUCUAUAUGCACAUAAAAAAUCUGUAGAUUCAAAUUGAUAGUUCUUGAGAAGACCAAGACAAAAACUCACCACAGCUGGAUGUUGUGGUUUGAUCAAGUACACUAACUUGGAGUCAAGUACACAAACAGACUUGGAGCAUCUUCACAAAAGAUGUUCAAGGAACUUUGGGCAACCCUUUUCCAGGGGUUUCUAGGAGUAACAGCGUGCGAAAAUGAUACCGCAGGGCCACCCGAUGCACUUAAGGAACAAAACUUAGAAAAUGCUGCAAAAAAGGAAGGCCAGAGGGAUCAAGGUACACAGGCAGAUUCAGUCGGACAAGAAAAGAGUGCAGUAUCCCCAAAGAAAACUACAGUGCUGAUUAUGGUGGCGCCUCCUAAGGAUCUUCAGCAGAAAAUCGUCAAGGCUGGAGACAAAGACUUGGAUGGUCAGUUGGACUUUGAGGAGUUUGUGCACUACCUGAGGGACCAUGAGAAGAAACUGAGGCUGGUCUUCAAGAGUCUUGACAAAAAGAAUGAUGGUCACAUAGAUUCACAGGAGAUCAUGCAGUCACUAAGAGACCUUGGGGUUCAUAUAUCUGAGGAACAAGCUGAAAAGAUCCUCAAGAGAAUAAGGAGGGGUCAAAUAUGUGCCCCUACUAUAAUGUAUAUGGAUAAAAACGGUACAAUGACGAUUGACUGGAAUGAAUGGAGAGAUUACCACCUGCUUCAUCCUGCUGACAACAUUCCUGAAAUCAUCCUCCACUGGAAACACUCUACGAUAUUUGAUGUAGGGGAAAGUUUGAUGGUCCCUGAUGAGUUUACAGCAGAGGAAAAGAAAACAGGGAUGUGGUGGCGACACCUGGUAGCAGGAGGAGGAGCAGGUGCUGUGUCCCGAACCUGCACUGCACCCCUGGACCGCCUUAAGGUUCUCAUGCAGGUUCAUGCAUCACACACCAACACCGUGGGUUUCACCGGAGGAUUCGCACAAAUGAUCCGUGAGGGUGGAGUUCGGUCGCUGUGGCGCGGGAACGGUAUCAACGUUUUGAAGAUUGCACCUGAGACUGCUAUCAAGUUCAUGGCGUAUGAGCAGAUUAAGCGGCUGAUUGGCAGUAAUCAGGAGACGUUGGGGAUCCUGGAGAGGCUGGUGGCUGGGUCUCUAGCAGGAGCUAUUGCUCAGAGCAGCAUCUACCCCAUGGAGGUUAUAAAAACUCGUCUUGCCCUGGGAAGGACGGGUCAGUACUCUGGUAUCAUGGACUGUGCUAAACAUAUAUUAAAAAAGGAGGGACUGAAAGCCUUCUAUAAAGGUUAUAUUCCCAACAUGUUGGGAAUCAUCCCUUAUGCAGGAAUAGACCUGGCUGUUUAUGAGACAUUAAAAAACGCGUGGCUUCAGAGGUUUGCUACAGACAGUGCUGAUCCGGGUGUGUUUGUGCUGCUAGCCUGUGGUACAAUGUCUAGUACUUGUGGACAGUUAGCAAGCUACCCAUUAGCAUUAGUGAGGACACGAAUGCAGGCUCAAGCUUCUCAGGAAGGCAGCCCUCAGAUGACCAUGACUGGUCUCUUCAGACACAUUGUGAGGACAGAGGGCGCUAUUGGACUCUAUAGAGGCUUGGCACCUAACUUUAUGAAGGUCAUUCCUGCUGUUAGCAUCAGCUACGUGGUGUAUGAGAACCUAAAGAUCACCCUUGGCGUUCAGUCCCGGUGAGGGGAACCCGAAGACUGUUAAAAUCCUAAAAGGCUUUUGUUUUUCCUCUCAACUUUUCUUUUGAACUACUGAAUGAGAUCGUCCGAGAGAGCCAGUUUGCACUCGAGGAGAACUGGAGCAACAGUUGGCCAAGAAAGAGCUUGCAUGAGGGGAAGAGGAAAUCUUUGGGUCAAAGAGGUUUGACUUUAAACAGUGAAUGGAUGAGUAACUGGAAUAUAUGAGACCAGGGACAUGCAUAGAAAACUUUCAGAUCAAUACCUCAACAUACAAUCCUAGCUGUAACUAAAAUGUGAGCAUCUCCAAAUGGCAUCUGUAUUGGAUCCAGACACCCGCUUAUUCCACUCCUGAGGUCACGGCGCUGUGUUUGCUAUAUUAUAGUAGGGACCAAGAAUAUGAAAGGCAUUUUGAUAAACUCCUUUAUGGAAAGGACACAGCAUCCAUUAAUUAUCAUUUUAAGUGCACAACUGGAAUUUAAUGCGCAAAAGGCUUUGGUAGAUACCAUGCUAAAAAUCCUGGUGUGGUCCCUUCAGAUGACUGAAUCAUCGUUCCACUGGAUGGCAGUGUUCAGUAUUAUAUAGAGCUGACAGGGCCAGACUCCCACAUACUUGCAUUUCACUCACAUAAUUUCCUACUUUCUUACUAAUUUACUUUACUCCCUUGUGUUAUUCUAUUAAUUGAAAUGCAAGUUUUCACAUCUUGAAAAGUAUAGUGUAACAAGGGAAAUACUGAAAAUAUGUCUUACUCAUCAAAUGGUCCCAGUAAUAUUGUUGAGGACUUUUCAUUGUUAAAUUUAGUUUUUUUUUUUUUUUUUUUAAUGUUGUUUAUUUAUUUAUUUUGAUUGAAGGUUACUAUUAAAAUUUGAGCACACUAUAUAUGUGCACACACUCCCCAUGGUGACUGGCAGCUUAUCCAGCGUUAUUUAAAAAUUUGAGAAGAAAUCCACACUUGGAUCAAGUGUAAAAUGACCUGGGUUUGAGAAUUCAGCACCAGCUGAAAUGAAGUGGGUAGAGGUCUAUGUCUAGACAGACACUGUCCGUCCGCUCUUAAGUUGAAGAAGGCAAUGCUACAAAUUGAUUUGUUUUUACAUUCAAACUAUUCUUGUUCAUUCAUUCAUAAAUGAUCUGCAUGACUGCAGUGUUAAUACAGUUUCUUACCAGUAUUAGUUUGCAAGGAUUUCAUACAUGACUAUAACACUCUGAUUUAAACACUCUCUAGUCAAGGAACAUAUUUAAGCACUUUAUUUUAAUAAAAUUAAACCAGACUUGAAUUUUUAGGAGGGUUUCCAAUGGAAUGAUAGUAUUCAGUAAUUGUAGUGGUUGUGAUUUAAGUAAAUGUUAUUUUCAGCAUUUAUGUUUAAUAUUUGUAUCAGGUUGGGGACAGUUUUAUGUAAAGGCAACACUAAAUGUACAGUAUAGGUUAGGAUCUCUUUUGAAAAAAAAAAAUGUAGUUGACUCUACUCUGCAGCAGUAGGCAAGUUUCUUGUUUAUUUGCAUAUGAAAUAUUUCAGGGUUAGCACCCUGAUGUGCAUUUUGACUGACAAGGAAAAAAUAAGUUGCACUUACAUCUAUUGCAUGUGAAGUCCUAAAACCCACCAGUUCAAUGGCUUAUUGCCCUUUGUGAUUCUUCAAGGCCAUAGUGUUAAUAUAGUUGCCUUAUUUAUAAAUAAAAUAACGCUGCUUUUAGACUACUUGGGGGAAACAUAGGGAGAUGGCAUUAAUGUCAGACUGAAAUAUUUUUCUAAUGGUUUGAUUCUCAGGUCUCAGAUACUCCUAUGCAGAUGAGACUCCUGAGACUCUUCUCCAUUGAGAUCUGGAACAGAUAUGUUUAUGAGUUGUAUGGAGAGUUUGUGAAGGCCUAGGAUCAGUUUGCCUUUCUCAAGCCUCUUAAUCGUAAAAAAAAAAAAAAAUGACUUGGAUCAGUGAAAAACAGCAAACACCCUUCUGUGUCCCAAUGGCGGUUGAAUGGAACUCAGCUGUGGCCCGAUUCCCUUUGAAUCAAUUCAGUCUUUGUAAUGCAUGUAUGUGUGUCUCGUCGGAAAAUGCACAAAUUGCACUGUAGAGACUUUACAGGGCUUUAAAAGCUGUAUUGCCUGCCUCAUAAUGGAUGCAGCUUGUGUUUUGUUUGUUUUGCAUUUUGCACCUUUUUUCACUGUUUCUCACAGGAGAAAUCUUUGGACUCCUCUGGACUUGUGAGCUCGACCCAUUUGUGUGGUUGUCGUGAGACUAAAGGCUUUAGAUUUGUAUGUGUUUGUGGCAUUCAGCACAAUCAAGGAAUGCCGCCCUUUGAGACUGCCUGCAAUCUAUUGCCUUACUGUUCAGCUGGAAGUUAGUGAGUGUAAAUGCACCACGUUCGCUACAUGUAUAUCAAUAUGUACUGUUGCUGGGGUCCCCCGAGUAUCAUAAACAUACACGCUAAUAAAAUAUCCAAAUAUUUGUACUGCAAAAAAUAUCUAGAUGUGAUGACACAUCUGUGAAGGUUUAGUUGAUGCAGAGAUGUGCAAAUCAAUGCAAAUCCAUGUUUACUGGACAAAAAAGGAAAUAAAAACUGUCUUCUAAAAUGCAGAAACUGAAUGUAGAGCGAAAAUAUUUAUGUUUGUAAAAUAACUGGUAAAUAAAGUUAUUCUUGAUUUUGUUCAUG
Molecule: messenger RNA, 5802 nt
Organism: Cyprinus carpio (common carp)
Lineage: Eukaryota; Metazoa; Chordata; Actinopteri; Cypriniformes; Cyprinidae
Product: solute carrier family 25 member 25b
Exons: 11
Coding region: 1636-3165 (509 amino acids)
Biological process (GO): transmembrane transport
Cellular component (GO): mitochondrial inner membrane
Molecular function (GO): calcium ion binding; ATP transmembrane transporter activity
Source: RefSeq, a predicted model, not a curated record